Aspergillus steynii IBT 23096 is the source of this 1095-nucleotide messenger RNA. It is a transcript of the gene sakA, whose product is annotated as mitogen-activated protein kinase HOG1. Gene Ontology annotation, biological process: stress-activated MAPK cascade; osmosensory signaling pathway; cellular response to oxidative stress. NCBI's taxonomy places the organism in Eukaryota, Fungi, Ascomycota, Eurotiomycetes, Eurotiales, Aspergillaceae. Gene Ontology annotation, cellular component: nucleus; cytoplasm. Bases 1 to 1095 code for a protein of 364 amino acids. The record is from RefSeq and is a predicted model, not a curated record. The transcript has 9 exons. Gene Ontology annotation, molecular function: ATP binding; MAP kinase activity.
AUGGCGGAAUUCGUGCGUGCCCAGAUCUUCGGCACCACCUUCGAGAUCACCAGCAGGUACACCGACCUGCAACCGGUGGGAAUGGGGGCGUUUGGUCUGGUCUGCUCUGCGAAGGACCAAUUGACUGCGCAACCGGUCGCCGUCAAAAAGAUUAUGAAACCAUUUAGCACGCCGGUUUUGUCCAAGAGAACGUAUCGGGAACUGAAGUUGUUGAAGCACCUGCGCCAUGAAAAUAUCAUCAGCCUGAGCGAUAUUUUCAUUUCUCCGCUGGAAGACAUCUACUUCGUGACCGAGCUGUUGGGAACCGACCUGCACCGACUGCUCACCUCCCGGCCAUUGGAGAAGCAGUUUAUUCAGUAUUUCCUGUAUCAGAUUCUGCGAGGGCUGAAAUUCGUUCAUUCGGCCGGCGUUGUUCAUCGCGACCUCAAACCCAGCAACAUCCUCAUCAACGAAAACUGCGAUCUGAAGAUCUGCGACUUUGGACUUGCCCGUAUCCAAGACCCACAGAUGACCGGUUAUGUAUCGACAAGGUACUAUCGCGCGCCCGAGAUUAUGCUCACGUGGCAAAAGUACGACGUGGAGGUGGAUAUCUGGAGUGCAGCCUGCAUCUUUGCGGAGAUGCUGGAGGGAAAGCCUCUGUUCCCCGGAAAGGAUCACGUCAACCAGUUUUCCAUCAUCACAGAACUCCUGGGCACCCCGCCGGAUGAUGUGAUUGACACCAUCUGCAGCGAAAAUACAUUGCGAUUUGUCAAGUCGUUGCCCAAACGAGAACGUCAGCCUCUCGCCAACAAAUUCAAGAACGCCGACCCGGAUGCGGUCGACCUCCUGGAGCGGAUGCUUGUAUUUGCGCCCAAGAAGAGAAUCCGUGCCGGCGAUGCCCUUGCGCACGAGUACCUGGCCCCCUACCAUGACCCGACCGAUGAACCCGAGGCGCAAGAGAAGUUCGAUUGGUCAUUCAAUGAUGCCGAGCUACCGGUGGACACCUGGAAAAUCAUGAUGUACUCCGAGAUCCUCGACUUCCACAACAUCGAACAAGGCAACGACGCCGGUCAAGCUCUUGUCGAGGGGGUUGGGAAUGGCCAGAGCUUUGCAUGA